GAAUCUACAACGCCCGAUGACAGUGGCAUUCGGGAGGAAUUUUCUUCUUCUUCAACUCUAACUGUUAAAACUGUUUACCCAACCUUUGGGGAACAUCUGUUUUUUACAAUCUAAGUGCUGUGCUUUUCUCCUUGGUGACAAAUGGCCGAAGGCGACGCGUCCCAAAAUACCUCGAGGAAGAGGUCAUCUCGGGCUUGCGAUUCAUGUAAAAUUCGGCGGUCGAAAUGCGAAGAUAUAAAAGAGAUAUCAGGCGUAGGACCGACAUGUAAGGCCUGCCGGGAAGAGAACCAAGAGUGUCUAUAUACGCUACCUGUGCGAAAGAGAGGGCCUGCUCGAGGUUUCAAGAAUCACAUAAAUCAAAGCUCCCAGAAUGUCGAAGGCUCUCAACAAAGCCAAGCUCAACAUUCAGGUUUCUCUGGAUCAUCAGUUUACUAUGGACAAGAUCAGGCUAUACGGAGAAACAGUGGAAGUCAUUCGCCAGUUGCAGACUCUUCUAAUCGGCCUCACAUACUCUUGCGGCAAGUAGAGCCAUUCUUUGGUAUUCCAACGAAUAUGGUCGAUCGGCUUUUGGCUGUCUAUUUCACACAUGUUCACAAUGUCUGGCCAUUGAUUUGUAAACCUGUAUUCAACCCACAUCACACCUCCGCCCAUCUCCUCCUUUCUAUGCUGGCCGUAGCUGUCUGCGUCGCACCUGAAGGUGCUGCCGACGGCUUUAAUUCUGAAACUCUAUUUGUUAUGGCAGAACGAGCCUUGCUUCAAAGGCGGAUGGAGAUCAGGGUCGACAUCAUUCAGAGUUUCGUGCUGAUGAGUCUGAGACAAACGGGAUGCGGAGAUAAGAAAAGCGCAGCCGUGUAUGCAAAUAGAGCGUCGACUAUGGCGUUCAUUAUGGGGUUGCAUUUGGAUCCGGGAACGCCACCUGCCGGAUCAGGCCAUGCGAAGACUGCGCUGACAUAUGAACAUGAUACGAGGGCAAGGGUGUACUGGAACUGUUAUGUUCUCGACAAAGUCAUAGCUGAAGAAACGGGCCGGCCAUUCAUUCUACCAUACCGACGCUCUUCUAUACCCUUUCCGAGCAUUAACGAAGUCGAUGAGCUCGAAGCGUGGCCACCUUUGCCCAUGUCUUCAGCACCUCUACCCCAAUCGGUUCGACAUGUCAAUCCUAAGCGAGGCUAUGUGAUGAGCUGUUUUGUUUGGACAUGCCGAAUGGCUAUGCUCGUUGAGGAGAUACUGGACUUAGAGAUGGAAGGUCCGAAUCUUCAAGGAAGCUCGGAAUGGUGGGACAGGCAAUUUUCAGAAGAGGCAGGCCAGAGGAGGCAUUUAGGACAAGAAAGAGAGAGAAUCGCGAGACAACUGACCCUGUGGAAACAAUCUUUACCGUCAUGGCUCGAUGUGGACACAAAGAGUGAAGCUUCUCCUUUACCUCAUCAUGUGGUGGGGGUUACAUGGUACCAUACCUCGCGCAUUCUUCUUUACUCUCGCUUCCUCAGAAGACAUCCCGUCGCUUCUUCUCCGACUACUGGUGAAGACGACACCAGAGCUUUCCAUGCCAUAUGCUCAGAUGCAGCCCAGGCUGUUGUGGACCUUCUGAGUAUGUUGGAUAAGCAUCGUUUGUUGCAGCAUGUCAGCUCCGAUAUCAUUCAUUUACUGAGUUUGACAACUCUAUUUGAAGCCUAUGACUCUGUUUCAAGUGACCCGGCUUUGGCCAACCGAGCCAAGAUCAACUUCUCACAGUGCUGCCUAUGGCUACGGGAAUUUUCCUCUUCUUGGGCUUCUGCCUCUGCCCACCGAGUAUUCUUUGAAGGUCUCAUUCGAGGCGGUCUACACCUGUCAUCGCCAGAAGACGACCAACGCGGUACAAAAGAUCAAAAUGCAGGCCAAAUAGAGCCUCCGCCCUCCAUCGAGGACGGCUUGCGCGCUGUGCGACAGCAAUUUACUUCCAAUGGCCCCCAGCAAGCCUAUGCCAUUCCCACGUUGAUGGAAAACCCUACAGAUCUAGCGCCCGUUAAUCUUUUCCAGCUUCCACAGUACUACUGGAAUCACUUGUCGGUCAAUGAGUCUGAUGCCAACCAAUUUCCAGAUCACCCUACACCUGAACGGAACUCGACCAAUCUGCAGUUUGUGCAGAGUUCCGAACCCAGUCAUCUUCCUGCAACAUCUCCAAUAACACAGCUUAACCACCUUCCUUCAGACCCAGCUGCUUCGGUAUCUGCUAAUAAAAACAUGAGGGCGAGAUGGGACUCACGGUUGUCAGGAGAGACCAGGCCAACUGACAUAGAAAGUCUGAAAGAUGACCAUGUAGAAGGUGAACAUUUUGUCAACCCCAUGAGUGGGGUGGACCAAAAUGCCAUCUAUUCGGCCUUGAUGACUUACAUGGUGGAUGCUAUAAAAGGCGGAUCAUAGCGUAUACUGUAUCCGGUUUGUCAGUUGUAUUGUUGGAAUCAUGUAGCCUUUUAUCUUUUUGCAAUCUUGCGAUGAGCAAUUUCGGCUAUUGUAUUAUCUGUUAAUUCUUUGUCUAGCGUCCUGUCAUUCUCUUUAAUUGAUGCACCACGCACGCAUGCAUGACA
This is a messenger RNA of Cryptococcus deneoformans JEC21, 2564 nucleotides long. RefSeq lists its product as hypothetical. The record is from RefSeq and is a predicted model, not a curated record. Gene Ontology annotation, molecular function: DNA-binding transcription factor activity, RNA polymerase II-specific; zinc ion binding; DNA binding. Gene Ontology annotation, biological process: regulation of DNA-templated transcription; DNA-templated transcription. The coding region runs from base 142 to 2400 and encodes 752 amino acids. NCBI's taxonomy places the organism in Eukaryota, Fungi, Basidiomycota, Tremellomycetes, Tremellales, Cryptococcaceae. The transcript is spliced from 9 exons.